UCCAAACCAAGACGUCACUCUUCUUAAAUUUGAUAAUUAGUUGACUCAUGAUUAAGGUAAUUGUUCGGGGUGUUGGGUGUGACAUUGAAGAGGACAUAGCUUUUGUCAGGGAGGCAGAGAGAGGUGUGUUUGUGUUUCAGACAGAGAGGGAGGAGAGAAGAAGCUUUUUUAUGCCAGAGCAGGGUCACUAAGAUAGACUUCUAGUUAUGGCUCUCCACGGAGUGAUCUGUACAGCAACUCUGCUGACUCUCCUCACACAAGGAUGUCACUCACAGCUCAAUGUGUGUGGUAAACCUCCGCUCAACACCAGGAUUGUUGGAGGGCAGGCGGCCCUUGAGGGCAACUGGCCCUGGCAGGCCAGUCUGCAGAGCAACGGAGGCCACAUCUGUGGAGGGUCUCUCGUUAACAGCGAGUGGGUGGUGUCUGCUGCUCACUGCUUUGACAGCAUCGGCACCAGCACCAGCAACAUGGCCGUGUCUCUGGGUCUUCAGAGUCUGGAGGGAUCCAACCCCAACGCAGUGACUCGGACUGUAUCGCAGAUCAUCAUUCACCCCGACUACAACAAUGGUACUAAUGAAAACGACAUCAGCCUGCUGAAGCUCUCAUCGCCUGUGACUUUCAACAACUUCAUCCUGCCCGUGUGCCUGGCAGAGCCCGGCAGCUCCUUCUUCAGCGGCACCAACUCUUGGGUCACCGGAUGGGGCAGCAUUGGAGUUGAUGAGCCCCUUCCUUCCCCGCAAGAACUGAUGGAGGUGGAGGUGCCGAUCGUGGGAAACAUGGCGUGUAACUGUAAUCAUGGAGUGGGCACAAUCACAGAAAACAUGAUCUGUGCCGGGUUAGAGGCCGGAGGGAAGGACUCCUGUCAGGGCGACUCGGGGGGGCCACUGGUGAGCAAGCAAGGCGGCCGCUGGGUCCUGGCAGGGAUCGUGAGUUUUGGUAAUGGUUGUGCCUUGGCUAAUUCACCUGGAGUCUACACCCGUGUAUCCAUGUAUGAGUCAUGGAUCAACAGUCACAUCACCAACGACCAGCCGGGCUACAUAAGAUUUAGGUCCACCGGGACUGACAGUGACCUCAACGUCAUCUGUGUUACCAGGGAACCGCCACAAGCCACCCUGCCUACAACCACAAUGCCUCAAACCACCGUGCCUACCACUACAAAGCCCCCAACCACCGUGCCUACAACCACCGUGCCAACAACCACCGUGCCAACAACCACCGUGCCAACAACCACUGUGCCUACAACCACCGUGCCAACAACCACCGUGCCAACAACCACCAUGCCAACAACCACCGUGCCAACAACCACCGUGCCUACAACCACCGUGCCAACAACCACCGUGCCAACAACCACCGUGCCAACAACCACCGUGCCAACAACCACCGUGCCAACAACCACCGUGCCAACAACCACCAUGCCAACAACCACCGUGCCAACAACCACCGUGCCUACAACCACCGUGCCAACAACCACCGUGCCAACAACCACCGUGCCAACAACCACCGUGCCAACAACCACCGUGCCAACAACCACCGUGCCUACAACCACCGUGCCAACAACCACCGUGCCAACAACCACCAUGCCAACAACCACCGUGCCAAAAACCACCGUGCCAAAAACCACUGUGCCAACAACCACCAUGCCAACAACCACCGUGCCAACAACCACCGUGCCAACAACCACCGUGCCAACAACCACCGUGCCAACAACCACCGUGCAAACAACCACCAUGACCCCAACCACCAUGACCCCAACCACUGUGCCUACAACCACCGUGCCUACAACCACCAUGCCAACAACUACCAUGACCCCAACCACCAUGACCCCAACCACUGUGCCUACAACCACCGUGACCCCAACCACCAUGCCAACAACCACCAUGCCAACAACCACCGUGCCAACAACCACCGUGCCAACAACCACCGUGCAAACAACCACCAUGACCCCAACCACCAUGACCCCAACCACUGUGCCUACAACCACCGUGACAACAACCACCAUGCCAACAACUACCAUGACCCCAACCACCAUGACCCCAACCACUGUGCCUACAACCACCGUGACCCCAACCACCAUGCCAACAACCACCAUGACCCCAACCACCGUGACCCCAACCACCAUGCCAACAACCACAAUGUCAACAAGUACCUUGCCACCAACCAUAGUGCCUCCAAUCAUUGUGCCGCAAACCACCGUGACCCCAACCACCGUGCCAACAACCACCGUGACCCCAACAACCACAGCCAAACCUGUGGUCUGCGGCCAAGCCACGAUGAACUCGCGUGUCGUUGGGGGAAGCUCGGUAUCAUCGGCUGGUUUGUGGCCAUGGAUGGCCAGCCUGCAGAAGAAUGGCGGCCAUGUGUGCGGCGGGACGCUGGUGUCUGUGGAUUCAGUUUUGAGUAACGCCAACUGCUUUUCAAGCAGCUCCCCCGUACCGUCUGAGUGGACCGUGGUUUUGGGUCGGCUGAAACAGAAAGGAUCCAAUCCUUUUGAGAUGACACUAAACGUGAAAAAUAUCACUGUGAGUAACCUCACCGGGUCCAACGUGGCGGUGCUGCAACUGGAAACCAAUCCCACCCUGUCCACCUACAUCCAGCCCAUCUGCCUGGACAACGGACAGACCUUCAGCGAGGGCUCCACCUGCUAUGGCGCAGGCUGGAGCGCCGGACGAGGCGGGGAGGAAGAAGUUCUGCAGGAGUUCCAGACCUCAGUUGUGAGUUGUGGAAACGCUUCUACAAGUGACAGAAUUUGUACAGGGUCGUUCACGUUGGAGCAGGGUGACUCUGGCGGUCCUCUGAUGUGUAAGGUGGGUGGAUCUUGGUUCCAGGCGGCCGUGUUGUCCUUUGAAAACAACUCCAGAGGUCGUGCACGAGCCGAUCAGAUGAUGGUCCUGGAAAAACUGAGCACUUUUAAGAACUUCUUGGAGAACACGGUGGGAGCGUUUUUAUCACCGGCCUCCAGCAGCAACAGCAGCAGCAACAGCUCCAGCGUUAACACCACAGCCUCUACCAGCAUGACCACGGCCAGCAGCAGUGUGGACGUCCCUCACCCCUUCAUCAUGUUCUCCCAUCUCCUCCUCUUCGCCCUGUGUCUCCAACUCUUCAUAUAGAAGCUCUUUACUAACAACCUUUGAAGAAACUGGAGGUUUAUAACCUAUAACGGCUAAACAUGUGAGACCGUGAUUUUUAUUCUACUCACUCCAAAUAUCUGUGAACAGACGGGUUGUAAAAAGGGAAGCACCUUCCUUCAACAGAUGAAGUCACAUAUUUUGAAGGUUUAAUGAAUCUACCUCAUCGUAUCAAAGAGCUGCUGUGAUAUAAUGUGGAUUUCUACAUGAAGUGACUCAGCACUGAUGUGACUCGAGCUGCACUUUACAUGAAUAGCUCUCAGGUUUUGAAUACAAACGUCGACUCUUAUUUUUUCCUACAUUUGCAUUGAAUAACAGCUGUGAUCUAUCCCGCUAAAUGAAUGAAAAUAAAACACUGCCUGUAAAUGACGUGAAGAUGCUUCCUGUUAGCUACAUUGUUAAAUAAAUACUGAAAGUGAA
This is a messenger RNA of Notolabrus celidotus (New Zealand spotty), 3545 nucleotides long. RefSeq names its product mucin-2-like. Gene Ontology annotation, molecular function: serine-type endopeptidase activity. The transcript is spliced from 10 exons. Gene Ontology annotation, biological process: proteolysis. The record is from RefSeq and is a predicted model, not a curated record. Bases 207 to 3107 code for a protein of 966 amino acids. NCBI's taxonomy places the organism in Eukaryota, Metazoa, Chordata, Actinopteri, Labriformes, Labridae.